Messenger RNA from Carica papaya (papaya), 957 nucleotides. The record is from RefSeq and is a predicted model, not a curated record. NCBI's taxonomy places the organism in Eukaryota, Viridiplantae, Streptophyta, Magnoliopsida, Brassicales, Caricaceae.
GUUUAUUGAUUGAUCUUCCCCGCGAGAUCCGCAUGAUUACUGUAUUAUCUCUUUUCAUUCAUCGUGAUUCGUGCUGAUAUGGUUUGCGUUCUCCUCCUCCCUUUUUUCUUUCACUUCACUUGUGUAGAUGCAUUUGUUUUCAGCUUCAAUCUCGAUCUUUGAAUCUCUAUUUCAGUAAAGAGCUGUUUUGAUCUUUGUUCUUCGGUGGGAGUGUCCCUCAGUUUGUUUGUUGCUUUUGGUACUGGAUAAAAGGGUUGGGGUUUUUAGGUUUCUUGGUUUUGGUCAGUCUUAUUUGAUGUUUGUUUGACUAUAUUUGGGGUGAUGAGACGCCGCCCUGCGGCGAGUUUGCCUGUGGAUCAAAUGGAGAAGGGGAAUGGCAAGAAUCACCAAUCCCGGAUUUGUUUCUUGGCGGCUCUGUCGGCUUUUUUCUGGAUUUUGUUAUUGUACUUUCAUUUUGUUGUUCUAUCUGGGAGUAACAUAGAUGAGCCACUCAAAUUGGAACCGAGUUCCCAGAUUUCCCAGCCGUCAAAAGUUAUCCGUGUGCCCAAAUCGAUACCUGUAUAUGUAAACAAUCCCUCUGUAGUUGAUGGCUUGCCCAAAUCAAUCCCUGUCCGUGUAACCAAUACCUCUAUAGUUGACUCCACCAUAUUACGAACUAGCAAUGCAGAUGAUGGCGGAGAAGCAGAGAGCUUCCCGUUCAUGAGAGCAUUAAGGACCGUAGACAACAAGAGUGAUCCUUGUGGAGGAAGGUAUGUUUAUGUCCAUGAUCUUCCUUCGAGGUUCAAUGAAGAUAUGCUUAAGGAGUGCAGAAGUUUGAGCCUUUGGACCAACAUGUGUAAAUUCACUAGUAAUGCGGGUCUUGGUCCUCCUCUGGAGAAUGUCGAGGGGGUGUUCUCAAAUACAGGAUGGUAUGCAACAAAUCAGUUUGCUGUGGAUGUGAUAUUCACCAAUCGGAUG